AUGUUUGCAUGUUUGGAAAAAAUUUCUGAAGAAAACAAUAUAAAACUCGAAGAAGAAAUUAUAACCAAAAUCAUGAUGCAUCUUACAAACCUUAAGCAAGACUUUGAAAUAAGAUUCCCAGAUACGUCACACGGCGACCAAUGGAUAAUUAAUCCAUUCACUUGUGAUCUUAACACUGUGAAGAUGAACUUAAAAGAAAAGGAGCAGCUGAUCGAUUUAAUGUCCGAUGAAAGCCUUCGAUCUAUUUUCAAAACCACAGAUCUAUCCAAGUUCUGA
Molecule: messenger RNA, 276 nt
Organism: Parnassius apollo (apollo)
Lineage: Eukaryota; Metazoa; Arthropoda; Insecta; Lepidoptera; Papilionidae
Source: the annotation of a GenBank genome assembly